Molecule: messenger RNA, 231 nt
Organism: Encephalitozoon hellem ATCC 50504
Lineage: Eukaryota; Fungi; Microsporidia; Unikaryonidae
Exons: 1
Coding region: 1-231 (76 amino acids)
Biological process (GO): post-chaperonin tubulin folding pathway; tubulin complex assembly
Molecular function (GO): beta-tubulin binding
Source: RefSeq, a predicted model, not a curated record
AUGGAAAUGAAACAUUCUGUGGCAGAGAAUGCUCUCCAAAGACUCAACAAAGAGAAAAGGGCCUAUGAAGAUGAGCUAGUUACCUUAAGGGGAAAGCUUGCAGCCAUGGAUGAGGACAGCGAUAAAUACAAAAGAAAAUUGAUCGAAGACCAGAUAAGAGAAACAUCUAAAGCUCUGGAGGUGGUAGAAAAGCAAGUGCUGAAGUUUUCAGAUUCACAAGGAGAAAAAUAA